AUGUUCACCUCAACCGUCACCCUCCUCGCCCUCUCGGCGGUCGCCUCUGCCCACGGUAACCACCAGACCCCCCUCACCGGACCCCUCCAGAAGCUCUGGUACAACACUCUGCCCGGUGACGGCGGUACCCAGGCAGACUCCGUCUUCUCGGGAAUCUCCACCUUCGGCCGUCUCCCAUACUACCCGUGCCUCGCCAGUGAAGACGAGAAAUUCGACAUCGCCUUCAUCGGCGCCCCCUUUGACACGGGCACCUCGUACAGACCGGGUGCGCGGUUCGGGCCCAGUGGUAUCAGGCAAGGUUCUCGCCGCCUUAAUCUCUACGGUGGGUAUAAUGUGCCCCUCGAGGCGAAUCCAUUUUCGAGUGAACUGAGGGUGCUGGAUUGUGGGGAUAUUCCAGUUACUUCCUACGACAACGCCUACGCAAUCCAACAAAUCGAGCAUGGCCAUAACGCCCUCCUAAUGCGCCAACCCUACACAUCCGCCUCUUCCCCCGGCCUCUCACGCGCAGGCAAAACCCUGCCCCGCGUAAUAACCCUAGGCGGCGACCACACAAUCACCCUCCCGCUCCUGCGCAGCAUAAACAAAGCCUACGGCCCCGUCACAGUCAUCCACUUCGACAGCCACCUGGACACAUGGAAGCCCAAGGUAUUCGGCGGCUCGCCGAGCGAGGUUGCGUCGGUGAACCAUGGCACGUACUUUUACCAUGCGGCUAUGGAGGGACUCCUGCGGAAUGAUACGAAUAUCCAUGCGGGCAUUCGAACGACGCUUUCGGGGCCGAGUGAUUAUGAGAAUGAUGGAUAUGUCGGGUUUGAGAUUGUGGAGGCGAGGGAGAUUGAUACGAUUGGAACGGAAGGAAUAAUCAAACGCAUCCGCGAGCGCGUCGGCACUGAGAACCCCAUCUACCUCUCCAUCGACAUCGACACCAUCGAUCCUGCCUUCGCCCCUGCAACCGGAACCCCCGAAACAGGCGGGUGGUCGACCCGUGAAAUCCGGACCAUCAUCCGCGGCCUGGACGGGCUGAACUUUAUCGGCGCCGACAUCGUCGAGGUUGCGCCUGCGUACGAUACGAAUGCGGAGCUGACGACCAUGGCUGCUGCCGAUGUCCUCUAUGAGGUGUUGACUAUUAUGGUUAAGAAUGGGCCGUUGACUGUUGAGGGUUCUCAGAGGGGGGAUUUGUGA
This is a messenger RNA of Aspergillus calidoustus, 1179 nucleotides long. NCBI's taxonomy places the organism in Eukaryota, Fungi, Ascomycota, Eurotiomycetes, Eurotiales, Aspergillaceae. The record is from the annotation of a GenBank genome assembly.